This is a messenger RNA of Thelazia callipaeda (thelaziosis nematode), 882 nucleotides long. Lineage: Eukaryota; Metazoa; Nematoda; Chromadorea; Rhabditida; Thelaziidae. The record is from the annotation of a GenBank genome assembly.
AUGACUGCUCGGUUUCUUGCACCGCUGAAUCAGGUUUUUUUUGCAGCUUUAGCUGACUCUAAUAUCACAGUUCCGCUGAAAAUGGAUCUUAUGGGACAGGAUUGUAACAUUUUUGAUAUGACUUCGGAGAUACUCGUAACCGAAUCAUGCAUUUCGUCACGAAUGUUAUCAAAAUCGGAAAAGUGUGGUACAGAAAACUGCCAACAAAAUAAUAAAACUGCAGCAGUUGCUAUUCAUGCAUCUCGAAGUUAUGGCUGUCCAAAAAAGCCAAAUGGGUAUACAUGCACAAUUCUACUUGCAGUGCUUGGAAAAUUAUAUAUUUUCUCGGAUGGUAAAGUGUGGACGUUCAAAGAUCGAAGACCUGAAGUGGCAGUUCGUAUCGGUAAGAUCUUUUCGCAUGGGCCCAAUUACGUUAACGCAUCAGUUUCAACGCAAUAUCAAACGUAUCUCAUAAAAGACCGAACCAUUUUCGCUUUUGAAGUCGACAAAACUACUGAACAUAAAAAAAAACAAGACACCCGAAACUGUCCAAGUCGGUCAGUUGCGUUCAGUUUCAGGAUAAAAGAAGGAUGGCCCAAAGUGCUGCAGAACAACAUUCUUUUCUUCCCACAGGCAGCAUUUCCUAUCAAGAACGGUAGUGCCAUAAUUGCUUCGGGAGAUGUAUUUGCAACAUAUAAUUUCAUGCACAAUGAGGUGUCAUUAAUUGGAGAUUUAACGAUACACUACCCAAACUUACCAGCCGACUUUCGAUCUGGCAUACCAUACCCCUCACAGCAAUUCGAGAUGUAUCAUUUCAUUGGUAUACACACACUGUACGAAUAUGAUAUGCAUAUGCAUCAAAUCAUAUUUGCGCAGCCACUUAAAAAAUACCUUUUAUGUUAA